AUAGAUUACUGUCAAUCGAGAGGAGGGCUGCAGAUUUUAGUCGAAUUUGAUGGGUUGGAACUGGAAAGCGAAGAAGCGGAGUGAGGAAGGAGAUGAAAACAGAGUCUUCCAACCGCAGAUUUCGCGUGAUUUGGGUUCCUCAAUAUUACAGAUACAGAAUCUUCCUUGUCUCGUCUACGUUUCGAAACCCAUAAAACCAACUCGACACAGUAAUUCACGAGCAGAGCCCAGAUGCAGAAAGAGCCAAAACGAUUAGUAACAGCAACGUUGCAACUCAGAACACUAAACUACAGAAUUAGGUGUCAUUCAAACUGGGUUACUUCACAGCUUAUGGCCUCAUUAGGAAAUCAACGAGUAAUUAAUUAUCCUGCUGGCUCUCUUCAUGCACUCACUGAAAAUAGGCAUUCCACCCAGGGGUUUUCACGACCCGGUUGCACUCUCAAUCCUGUCCCUCGUUCUUAUCGUGAUCGAACGUUACAUUACUCUUUGAUACGAUGCACUAGAGUAGACCGACUCUGCUUCGGUACGAAUACAAGCAACACAAAAAACAGAAGACGAGACUUGUUUCUGGGUUGCUCUCAGAGGGGGUGAAAAUGGCUGAUGCUCAGGGGAAUUCAUCAGCAUCAUCAUCAACAUUGGACUCUCUUUCUCCUGUCGAUGAUGUUACUGACGUCAAGCAUGACACCAAUCCGGAAACAGGAGAAGAAUUCUUUCACGACAAAGAACAAGAAGGAGAUGAAGGAGAAGGAGAAGGAGAAGAAGAAGAAGAAGAUAGAGAAGAAUAUGAAGAUGAAGAAGAUGAGGAAGAGGAAGCAAACCUGAAUUCUGCAGCUGCGGAAGAAGAAAAUCCAUUCCAGGUAUUAAUUUGUGCAUGGGAAUUUACAAGGCGAGCGGAAAUAAGGAGAAAUUUACGGGCAUUGAGAGGAGAACUGGAUGAUCCUCUGAAUAAACGAUGCACUCGUUGUAAACUAAGAGGACAUGUUUGUUUGGACUGCCCCCUGCCACUUCGCUUCAUACCUUGGCAUCAUAGGUGGGGCACUGUACCUCAGCAAAACCCUGUGCAGCCAAAUGAGGCACACUCUCCUGGACAAGGACAAGCAACAAGUCCGUCGAAGGGUGGAUGUACUGGUUCAAGUUCUCAGGAAGUUGAUCCUGAGACUGCAGUUCCAUCCCUUUCAAGUGAAAGGGCUAGCCAACUCGGGAAAAGGAAAUCAGAAUCAGGAAGCAGAACGGGCUCUCCGACUGGAAAGCUCUGAGACGCUAGUAAUAUUAUAUAGAUCUUGCGGGUUUGGUGGCAUUUGAUGGCUAUGAGCUCCUUUCAUAACUUGAAAGGUUUCUUUUUAUUCAGACAUUAAACAGGAACAUUCCUUUUCU
Molecule: messenger RNA, 1374 nt
Organism: Rhodamnia argentea
Lineage: Eukaryota; Viridiplantae; Streptophyta; Magnoliopsida; Myrtales; Myrtaceae
Product: histone H3.v1-like
Exons: 5
Coding region: 594-1256 (220 amino acids)
Source: RefSeq, a predicted model, not a curated record